Lactuca virosa is the source of this 3837-nucleotide messenger RNA. The record is from the annotation of a GenBank genome assembly. Lineage: Eukaryota; Viridiplantae; Streptophyta; Magnoliopsida; Asterales; Asteraceae.
CCUCAUUUGUGCACGAAUAAAAACCCUAAUUUCAACUUCAUUCUCUUUCUCUUUUCUCUCUCAACCUCUACGCAAUUAAUCUCUUCAACAGCUACAGCCUCUCCUAUGGCGACGGCGGGCGACGGAAGGGCUCCCUACGAAAGCAGCGGAGCCGGAGGAAAGUUCCGUAAGAGGCCUUACCGGCGUAGUACUCCGGCGACGCCUUAUGAUAGACCUCCUACGGCACUCAGGAACAACAAUCCUGGCCUAUUUACGAAGCUUGUGGACCCUGCUUCCAGACUCAUCUAUGCCGGGGUUCAUAAGCUCUUCGGUGUUUUCCGCAAGCGUCUUCCUCCCCUAUCUUUACAAGGGCUGCCAGGGAUUAGUGAAGAACCACAAAAUGUUUCUCAGGAUGUAGGGAGAAAUAAUUCUAUUGGAGUAUCAAAAGCUAGCACUGAUCAAGACAUGAAUUCUGCUGCCACUGGGAUAUCAGAGCUUGAGCAAAUGUUGAAACAAAAAACCUUUACUAGGUUGGUCUUUCUCUUAGUACAAUCCUACAUUGCUAUUAUUUACGCUUUAGUGGUUGCUUUGAUUUCCACUCUAACCAAAAACUUGCUUUUAAGAUCUGAAAUCCAGCACUUGACAACAUUGUUGCAUUCAAGAACCACCGAGUCACCUGAUAAUGUUGUAGACAUAAAUGGAGCAAAGCCUCAUAGUUCGCCUUCUCCUCUUUUAAGGCUUGAAGCAUCAACAAGUGGCUCAAUGAAAAAACACGGAGACAACAGGGAUAACUUCUAUGCUGCUAUUUCAACUCCCUUUGUCAGUUCAAAAGUUCUUGAAGAGGAGACUCCUUCACCUGCUGAGGUGGCAAAGUCUUACAUGGGAUCCAGGCCUACAAAGUUAGCACCAUCGCCACUUGGAUUAACCAGCCAUAACACCACAACAAGCCUUCAAAAAACAUCAAUUACUCCAAAAACUGCAAACAAUUUCAAAGGUCUUGAAAAUGGUUUCUUGACACCAAGAUCAAGAGGCAGGUCAGCAAUGUACAGCAUGGCUAGGACACCAUAUAAUACCAAAAGUCCUUUAAAUUUUAACCAAAAGGAAAUCAUGUCAACAUCUUCUCAGUCUCUAAAACGUAGGAGUUCUGUUCUAGAUGAUGAUUUUGGAUCUGGGGGCCCACUGCGUAGAACUCGACAAAAACCUAAUCUUUUAUUACAGUCAAGAGAAAAAAGAGAACUUGGAUACACUACUUUUCAACAACCAAUGCUUUUAGAGAACAAACCUGAAGAAAAUGGGGACACCACUAUCCAUGGAUCUGUUCCAGCAAAGUCAACUCAAACAGCUACAAAAAUAUUCCAGCAACUUGAAAGAUUGACUCCAAAAUCGCCCACUAAACUGACAUCAAAUAUGCUCCAUGGUCAGGCUCUUAGAAGCUUGGAGAAAGUGGAUUCACCUAAAUUUCUCCCGACCUCUCAUAACACUCAGAAAUCAGAGUUUCAGCAUGAGUCAACUAGUAAGUCAACCUCUCGAGGCAAAGAAAAAGUUGAAGAAAACGGUGAAAGAAAGUUCCCUGUUCCUUUUAACAUGUUGACACCUGUUAAUGGUGAUUUGGGAGUUUCUAUAAAAGAAAGUUCACAGAUUGUUACAGUUGAUGAUUCAACUUCAAUUCUUCCACCUGAACCUCCUCAAAAGAGGCGUGCUUUUCAGAUGAGUGCUCCUGAGGAUACAUGGGAGCUAGAUGAUGAUGAUGAUGGUGAUGACAUCCAUGUUAAUGGGCAUGUGCCCAUUCCACCUGUUGUUGAAUACAAUAAACCAGAGACAAGCUUAGUAGCAAACAAACCUGCUUCUGCUGACAUCAUUGAACCUCCAACACCGCCGGAAGUCUUCAAAACUCCGGCACCGGUCGAAGCAACUCCGGUGGUGGCUGAAGUAACUCCGGUUGCAAAAUCUUCAGAGAAAGUCAAGUUGAAAGAAUCUGAAAAAGCCACACCAUUUCCAAAAACUGAUGGAUUUCUUGGUGGGAAUGUUAUUGAGCAAGAAACAGGAUUUAAAUUCCCAACCUCACCUCCAUCAACUUUCACCACACAAAAAGACAAGGUUACCCCUACUGAAAAGGUGUCACCAUUUCAGUUUUCUGGUAGCGAGCUUUCAGAAUCCAAACCAAAAGCACCUGAUUCUACCAGUGUAUUUAAUCUAGACACAAAGAAUGAUCAAGUUAAGGUCACCAACAAGGAUGAAAAUGGAAAUGAUCAAAAGCUGGAAAAUAUUCCUGCAGCUUCAUCAACAAGUGCUAUGUUCUCAUUUGCCAGCUCAGCAGCAAAGGACUCAAGUGGUCCCACUCCCACCAUGACACCUGAUUUGAGCUCUCCUGUAUUUUCUUCAUCGACUCCUUUUCCAGCUUCUGAUGCAAAUGCAAAUUCAGUUUUCAAUAAUAGCUCUUCCAAUAUUACCCCCGCCAGUACUUCCAUAGCCACUAGUAGUGUCUUCUCUACUACAUCUUUACCACCACCAACCUUCAGUUUCGGGUCUUCUAAACCAACGGCUUCUUUGGCAGAAACUGGGAAGGCCGACGCUAUAAUUGAAAAGGAACCAAAAUCUGCCAUAAGCAGCUCACCUUUUGCCACCACCACCACCCCAAGUGGUGGUGGUCUCUUUGGCUUCAGUUCUCCGGCAGCUACUUCCACCACCACUACAACAAAUGGUGGCUCUCCCUUUGGCUUUAGUUCUCCGGCAGCCGCUUCCACCGCCGCCGCCGCCACAAGUGGUGCUCUCUUUGGCUUUAGUUCUCCGGCUGCUACUUCCACCACCACCACCACUAGUGGCAGUGCUCUCUUUGGCUUCGGUUCUUCGGCAGCUACUUCCACCACCGCCACCACCAGUACAACAAAUGCUGGCGCGCUCUUUGGCUUCAGUUCUCCGGCAGUCACUUCCACCACCACCACCACAAGUGGUGGUGCUCUCUUUGGCUUCAGUGCUCCGGCUGCUACCUCCACCACCACCACCACUAGUGGCAUUACUCUCUUUGGCUUCAGUUCUCCGGCAGCUACUUCCACCACCGCCACCACCACAAAUGGUGGUGCUUUCUUUGGUUUCAGUUCUCCGGCCACCACUUCCACCACCACUGCUCAGUCGCAGGGGUCUUUCUUUACUGCCGCCAGUGGUUCUCAGUCAAAUACACAGACAUCUACUCCUGUUACUCAGGCUGUUCCCUUCCAGUUUUCUUCAAGCAGCUCUCUGUUUGGAUCCUCCGCUCCGGCUUUUGGUAUUAGUUCUUCAGAGGGCAAAUCUGGUAAUUCCACUAGUGGGUCCACCUCCACCACUAGCAUAUUUGGUUCUUCUUGGCAACCCCCAAACUCUUCCGUAUUCUCAUUCGGGGCAGGGGCAUCAUCUGCAGCCACAACUCCACCUAUCACAUUUGGUGCAUCAUCUAAUACAACCGCAUCAACAGGAUCUUCCAUGUUUUCAUUCACCACAUCUGGUCCCACCAAGCCGUCUUUCACAACCCCCUCCACAGUUUUUGGAAACCCAACUCCUAUGAGUAUGGAAGACAGCAUGGCAGAGGAUUCUAUGCAAACUCCUAGUCCAAGUCCUGUUUCUGUUUCACCAUUUGGUCAGGCGGCUCCUGUGGCUGCAUCACCAGGGUUCAUGUUCGGUUCAGCCACCCCGGCCCCACCACAAGCGGCGGCUCCUUUCCAGUUUGGUGGCCAGCCAAACCAAGUGCCGCCUCAGAAUCCUUUCCAGUCAUCUAGUGUAGAGUUCAAUGCUGGUGGAGGAAGCUUUUCGUUAGGGUCUGGUGGUGGUGAUAAAUCUGGAAGAAGGAUGGUGAGAGUUACUAAAAGCAAGAACAGGAGGAAAUGA